This is a messenger RNA of Mycena citricolor, 2448 nucleotides long. The record is from the annotation of a GenBank genome assembly. NCBI's taxonomy places the organism in Eukaryota, Fungi, Basidiomycota, Agaricomycetes, Agaricales, Mycenaceae.
CCCAUUCAACUCCCCACGAACAACCACGACACGUCGAUGGCGGGCAAGUCCAUACCGCGUUUGCGACGACAAGCGCUGGCGCAUCAUCAAGAAGCAGAAUACGAAGGACUUCACCAGGAAGACCAUGUCGCGGAGGUGUAUCAGAACCCCAAUAACCGCCAUCCUAUCGAGAGGCUAUUGGAAACCAAGCGGGCCAGCAUGAUUGUCAUUGGUGUCCUGACUGCGCUCGCCUUUGCGCUUCGGUUCUACAAGAUUAACCAACCUGACCAGGUGGUCUUCGACGAAGUGCACUUUGGAAAGUUUGCCGCAUACUACAUUCUUCGCGAAUACUACUUCGAUGUCCAUCCGCCCUUCGCUAAAAUGCUCUUCGGACUGGCGGGCUGGUUCGUUGGUUUUGACGGCAAGUUCAUGUUCGAAAACAUCGGCGACAGCUACACGGCAGCCCACGUCCCCUACGUUGGCAUGCGGGCCCUUCCCGCUAUCCUCGGCAGUUUGACCAUCCCUGUCGUGUACGCUACCAUGAAGGAGUGUGGGUACUCGACUGUCAUUGCAGCGUUCUCUGCAUCUCUUGUUCUCUUUGACAACGCCCACAUUGCCCAGUCGAGACUCAUCCUUCUUGACGCCACCCUCAUUUUCUUCAUCUCCCUGACCAUGUAUUCCUACAUCCGCUUCAAAAAGCUCCGCUAUUGGGCAUUCACACCUGAAUGGUGGACGUGGCUCAUUUUGACUGGCGUCUUCAUGGCUUGUGCUUGGGGCUCCAAAGUCAACGGUAUCCUGAUGGUCUUCACCAUCGGUUUCGCUGUCAUGAUCGACCUCUGGGAUAUCUUGGAUCACAAAAAAGAGGGCCACACCAUGGAACAUUUUUGGAGACAUUUCUCAGCCCGGGCCGUCGGUCUCAUUCUCGUCCCCUUCGUCAUCUACCUGUCUUUCUUCUGGAUUCAUUUCGCUGUCCUCACGAAAUCCGGUUCUGGAGACACCUUCAUGAGCCCUGCAUUCCAAGAGACUCUGAAUGGAAAUGAGAUGUUGAUGAACAGCCAAGAGGUCAAAUAUUUCGACACUGUCAACCUGCGGCACAAAGAGACCAAAGUAUACUUGCACUCACACGUGGAGAAGUAUCCCCUGAAGUAUGAUGACGGCAGGAUCAGUAGCCAAGGCCAACAGGUCACGGGUUACGGGCACAACGACACCAACAACCUCUGGCAGCUCAUUCCAACUAAGGCUCUGCCGGAGACAGGCCGGGGCCGGUACUUGCGUCACGGCGAUCUCGUCCAGCUGUUACACGUCAACACGCAAACUAACUUGCUCAGUCACGAUGUCGCCUCGUCUUUGAUGCCGACAAAUCAGGAGUUCACAACUUGGCCCAAGGAUGACAACAGCCGUUACAACGACACGCUCUUUUAUAUCCAGCUCAUUGAUGGACACGACGGCCAGGUGGUCAAGACGAAAUCCGGCCAGUUCAAGUUCAUCCAUGCUCCCACCAAAGUUGCCAUGUGGACACACACAAAGCAAUUGCCAGAGUGGGCCUUCAAACAGCAGGAGAUCAACGGCAACAAGGCAGCAAGUGAGAAGAGUGCGACGUGGUACUUCGAGGAAGUCGUGGCCGCUGAGGGUCCGGAUUACAGUGAUCGUAUCGGUACAUCUGAAAUUCAGAAGCCCAAGUCUAUGAACUUCUUCAAGAAGUUUGGAGAGCUCCAGCUUCUGAUGUUACAGCAUAAUGCUGGUUUGACGGCAUCUCAUCCCUAUGCCAGUAGCCCCAUCAACUGGCCGUUCUUGUUGAGUGGUAUCAGCUUCUGGACCGAGAGUGAGCCCCAAAAGCAGAUCUACCUGAUCGGCAAUGUAGUGGGCUGGUGGUCGUGUGUUGUUGGGUUGUCGAUAUAUGUGGGUAUCCUGGGUGCGGACUUGUUGGCUCGUCGUCGUGGCCUGGAUCCCAUCCCUGAUCCUGUGCGAAAUCGGCUUUGGAAUACCACUGGCUUCUUUAUGCUUGUCUGGGCGGUCCAUUACUUGCCCUUCUUCUUGAUGAGCCGCCAGCUGUUCAUCCACCACUACCUGCCAUCUCACCUGGCAUCUGCCAUGAUCACUGGAUCCGUCCUCAGCUUCAUCUUGUCUGAGACGGUCAACUACCCGAUAUCCGUCUGGGGCCCCAAGACCCGGGCACGUCCCAAGCAAUACGCGGAUCUUGGUAUCAAGGCACCCGCCAUCUAUCUUGCAUUCACUGUCGCGCUACUCGUCGUGUUUAUGUUCUUUGCUCCCUUGACAUAUGGUACUCCGGGAUUGACUGGCGAGCAAGUCAAUGCACGGAGAUUGCUUUCUACCUGGACUCUGCACUUCGCAGCAAAGGUGACCUCCGACGUAGUACUAUAAUUAUUAGGAGGCCUGCGAAUCAAAACCUUGCAUUUGUAUAUAAUCUUUCUCGCUUGCGUUGGGAAUCGUAUUUAUGUUUAGAAUCUA